This is a messenger RNA of Anarrhichthys ocellatus (wolf-eel), 5786 nucleotides long. It is a transcript of the gene rabgap1, whose product is annotated as RAB GTPase activating protein 1. Lineage: Eukaryota; Metazoa; Chordata; Actinopteri; Perciformes; Anarhichadidae. Gene Ontology annotation, biological process: regulation of GTPase activity. The record is from RefSeq and is a predicted model, not a curated record. Gene Ontology annotation, molecular function: GTPase activator activity; small GTPase binding.
AGUGUGGGUUGUCAGCGGGUUGGUUGGGCUUGUGUUUACAGCUCGGCUGGAUGCUGAUGUUAUUGGGAAGUGCAAUGUUGUACCAACCACCAUUGGAAUAAAUACAACCGUGGGAAUAAAGGUGAUUUUGCUCAUCAUCUCCCACCACUCUCUCCUCCCGUCUUCCAUUCAUGAGCGGCGUGGCUGAGUUUAACUGCGGAAGCCAUGGAUGACAAGGGCUCGGUGGGGAAGAUUAGCGUGUCUUCGGACUCAGUGUCCACACUCAACAGUGAGGACUUUGUCCUCGUGUCCCGGCUGGGGGAUGAGACACCCUCCUCCACUAAUAAUGGUAGUGAUGACGAAAAGACAGGACUGAAGGUGAUUUCUGAGGAAGGGGUCAGCUUUAAGAUUGUGGGGAAUGGAAGUGAGCAGCAGCUCCAGAGGGAGUUAGAGGAUGUCCUCAUGGACCCAUCGGUAGCCGACACCGGGCUCAGAUCAGACACAGGAAUGGACAACCUUGGUGGGGGCGACCGUGGCCCACUCGCCACUAUGGCGUCACCCGUACCGCCGGGCUCUGACCCCCUGAGCGCACAAUUGCCCAAGUUGGAGAUGGUGCUUCCUGUUCAGACGGCUCAGGAGAGCGAGCUGAAUGAGAGGUCGUAUCGAGCAGAUGAAUCCUCGUCAGACGGCAGUCCCGGCAGUCCCAUCCCAGACGAGGACAGCGUUGUGUUCAGCCAGCUGACGUACCUUGGGUGCGCCUCAGUCAACGCCCCCCGCAGUGAGGUGGAGGCCCUCCGUAUGAUGAGUAUCCUCAGAGGGCAGUGCCAACUCCCCCUAGACGUCACACUGUCUGUGCCAGGCGUGUCCGAAGGCACUGUCAGGUUGCUGGACCCCAACGUCAGUACGGAGAUCGCCAACUACCCCAUCUACAAGAUUCUGUUCUGCGUGCGAGGCCAUGACGGCACACCAGAGAGCGACUGCUUUGCCUUCACUGAGAGCCACUACAAUGCGGAGAUCUUCAGGAUCCAUGUGUUCCGCUGCCAAAUCCAAGAAGCGGUGAGUAGGAUACUGUACAGCUUUGCCACGGCGUUCCGGCGGUCAGCUAAGAAGGCAGUUCUGUCAUCUCAGCAGCCUGCACCGCUCACCCCUGACAGUGACUUGUUUACCUUCACGGUCAGUCUGGAGAUCAAGGAGGAUGAUGGCAAGGGUACCUUCAGUGCUGUAGCAAAGGACAAGCAGAGCUUCAAGCUGCGUGCUGGAAUGGACAAGAAAAUUGUUAUUUAUGUCCAGCAGACCUCCAAUAAGGAACUGGCUAUUGAGAGGUGUUUCGGCCUCCUGCUCAGCCCAGGGAAAAAUGUGAAGAACAGCGACAUGCACCUGCUAGAUCUGGAGUCAAUGGGAAAGAGUUCCGACGGGAAGUCUUACAUCAUCACAGGAAGUUGGAACCCCAACACGCCUCAGUUCCAGCCUGUGAAUGAGGAAACGCCCAAAGAUAAGUUCAUGUACAUGACGACAGCAGUGGACCUGGUGAUCACAGAGGUGGAGGAGCCGGUCCGUUUCCUGCUGGAGACGAGGGUCAGAGUCUGCUCCCCAAAUGACAGGCUGUUCUGGCCCUUCAGCAAGCGUAACUACACUGAGACCUUCUACCUUAGACUGCGACAGAUGGAGCGUAAGGAGCGUAAGAGUCCGGCCUCCGACACACUUUAUGAGGUGGUGAGUUUGGAAAGCGAGACUGAGAGAGAGAAACGGAAGACCACAGCUAGUCCCGGCAUCAUGGCCUCCGGGACCGGUAACACGGUCACUUCACCACCUGAGGAUGAUGAAGAGGAAGAUAAUGAUGAGCCGUUACUCAGCGGGUCAGGUGAUGUUUCCAAGGAGUGUGCAGAGAAGAUCCUGGAGACCUGGGGGGACUUGUUAACCAAGUGGCAUAUGAACUUAUCAGUGCGUCCCAGGCCGCUGCCGGCUUUGGUGCGGAGCGGCAUUCCCGAGGCUCUCCGCGGGGAGGUGUGGCAGCUCCUGGCAGGCUGCCACAACAAUGACCACCAGGUAGAAGAGUACCGCACUCUGAUCACAAAGGAGUCUCCUCAGGACAGUGCCAUUACCAGGGACAUUAACAGGACAUUCCCGGCUCAUGACUACUUCAAAGACACCGGAGGAGAUGGACAAGACUCCCUCUACAAGAUCUGCAAGGCUUACUCUGUUUACGAUGAGGAGAUCGGCUACUGCCAGGGACAAUCCUUCCUGGCUGCUGUGCUGCUGCUGCACAUGCCAGAGGAGCAAGCGUUCAGUGUGCUGGUCAAGAUCAUGUUUGAUUACGGGCUCCGGGACCUUUUCAAGCAGAACUUUGAAGACCUGCAUUGCAAGUUCUUCCAACUUGAGAGGCUCAUGCAGGAAUAUAUCCCAGACCUGUACAACCAUUUCCUGAAUGUGGGUCUGGAGGCCCAUAUGUAUGCCUCUCAGUGGUUCCUCACCCUCUUCACAGCCAAGUUCCCUCUUUACAUGGUCUUCCAUAUCAUUGAUCUGCUACUGUGUGAGGGCAUCAGCGUGAUCUUCAAUGUGGCCUUGGCAUUACUAAAGACAUCAAAAGACGAUCUGAUCCAAACGGACUUCGAGGGUGCACUCAAAUUCUUCCGUGUGCCGGUUCCGAAGAGGUACCGCUCUGAGGAAAACGCAAAGAAACUGAUGGAGCUGGCCUGUAGCAUUAAGAUCAGCCAGAAAAAGCUGAAGAAAUUUGAGAAGGAGUACCACACCUUGAGGGAGCAACAGGAACAACAGGAGGCCCCCAUCGAGAGAUACGAGCGGGAGAACCGUCGUCUGCAAGAGGCUAACAUGCGCUUGGAGCAGGAGAAUGACGACCUGGCACAUGAACUAGUCAGCAGCAAGAUAGCCCUGCGCAAAGACCUCGACAACGCUGAGGAGAAGGCAGACGCCCUGAAUAAAGAGUUGCUGCUGACCAAACAGAAGCUGGUGGACUCUGAGGACGAGAAGAGGCGACUGGAAGAAGAAUCUGCACAGCUGAAGGAGAUGUGCAGACGAGAGCUUGAUAAGUCUGAAUCCGAGAUAAAGAAGAACGGCUCGAUUAUUGGAGAAUAUAAGCAGAUCUGCUCCCAGCUGAGUGAACGACUGGAGAAACAACAGACAGCCAACCGAGGAGAACUGGAGAAAAUCCGGUCCAAAGUGGAAGGUUGUGAGAAGUGCAGCAGCCUUUUCAACAAAGAAGGCCGCGUGCGGGCCGCUGUGACCUCAGCAUCAGCCGGGGGGACGGAGGAGACCGAUGAGGAGAAGGAGGAUCUGAAGAGCCAGCUGAGGGAGAUGGAGCUGGAACUCGCUCAGACCAAACUGCAGCUUGUGGAGGCUGAGUGCAAAAUCCAGGAUCUAGAGCACCACCUGGGUCUGGCCAUCAACGAAGUGCAGGCUGCCAAGAAGACCUGGUUCAACCGAACGCUCAGCUCUAUCAAGACCGUGACUGGGACCCAGGGCAAGGAGACCACCUAACCUGAUAAGCCCAUCGUCCGGUUUCACCCGGACUACGUCCUCUUAUUGAGAAUGUCCUUCCGUCUCCCUGUUCCCGCCGCUCCUGAUCUAAUCCAUUUAUUCUCCUCUCCACCCCGAAUGACUACGGCACAAAUGUGCUGAUGCGAAGGGGUUAAAAAUCAUAAGAUGAAGUACAACGCUACCACUUUCCCCCAGAGACACAAUGUGCUUCCACCGGUCACAGAAAGAAAAGUGUAAAAAAAAAAAAAACAAAAAAAAAAAAGGCCGUGCUCCGUUUAUUUCUCUUUGAACUACUGAUAGUAAUGACCCGCAGAAGCAAGGUAGGACAUCUGAACUGUUACUGUCCUGACGGGAUAGAGGAUCGAACACUCCGUCCUCCCUUGCUGCUCUGCGUGCCUCCCUCUUCACUACUGGCACAAACCAGCCAGUCUCUGUAAAACCCGUUGUUUUAGGUACGAGAGCUAAGACACCUUUUCAAAAACUGAGCUUUUCUAAUUUACGUUGAACAAUACCUUUUCCUUUUUCUGUGUGUGUGUGUGUGUGUGUGUGUGUGUGUGUGUGUGUGUGUGUGUGUGUGUGUGUGUGUGUGUGUGAGUGUGAGUGACUGUAAAAAAAGCACUAAGGUUGUGUGUGUACAUGCAUGUAAGUCCUUUAAUGUUCAAAUAUGUAUAUGAACGAUGCUACAGAAGAGUUUGCUGACAAAGCCUUGAUCUGAAGGUUGAUACAGAUGUUACCAGUGGAUAUGAAUAUAUCAUUUACAGUAAGGACAGAAACAUUAAAAGCUGUUAAAGCAGCAUCAUCUUCCUCACAUAUGUCAGACAUAAAACAUGGUUGAGGUUUGGAUGUCCCAGCACAAAGAAACUAAAAAAAAAAAAAAACUCCAAACCAUGCAAACCUUUAUUAUUAUGUAUUUUACAUUAUGUAUUAUACAUGUAUGUAUGCAAGCUCACUGUUGAACCCCAGAGUGGUGCAACGCUGGUUACAAACCCUAAACGGUGUAGAGUCAAAAUGGAAAGGACAAACGCACAUACACAGAACGUUUUAAUUCCUGCUGCACUUGAACACACCUUUAAAUAUUAGAAAGGGCAAGAUGUCGGCUCUGAAAGGCGGUUUGGUUAUCUUUAUACAGAAUGGAGAGGAAAUGCAAUGCAGUCAGCAAACGAAACAUGCUUAAUCUGUAAGAGAGGUUUUCAACAACUAACAGGAAGGCCACAUGGACAGAGGAUUGGAUUGGAUUGGCUUGACUUUAGUGGAUGCUGUUGACAGCUAGGGACAAGAAGAUGAGGCAGCAGUAGGCAUGCGAUUGCCAAAACCGUGAAAUUGGAAUAUGAUGCAGCAAAUGAUGAAUUGGCACAAUAAGCUUGUAUCCAGUGUUGAGUCAAAGGUAGAGUCUGAUGUAAUGGUAAGGAGUGUUUUUUGGCUUAUGAUGUCCCGGUGCAUCUUUUCCUGGCAGUGUGACAAACGGCUCAUCUCGAGAUGGAUGCAGUUACAUGACAGAAACGUGUUUGUUCCGGGUGCCUGCACUCGUCUCCAGGGGCAGCACCGUUGGGAUGAGGUGGAGCAGGAACCGCAGCACAAGCGUUUCGCAGCUUCCAAAAAAAUCGACAGGAAUGGAUCGACUUUAUCGAACCAGCAUGGAGUAAACAUCCUUGUGAAACAUUUCCAACGCCUUGAUGAAUUCAUGUCUCAAGUUGAUCAAUGCGUUCAGGACAAAGGGGCGGUUGGAAGAGUGCUUGUGUGUGUGUGUGUGUGUGUUUGUGUCUUCAUAUUUAGCUUACUAUAAAGGGGGCUCAACAAUAUUUUAAUUUCUGUUCAUAUUUCACGGAUCAGAUUAGAGACUGAAGACGAAAAAAACAGCUUCUUCUUCUUUUGCCAGCCUGAAAUGAACAGUUACUGUAAAUUGCAUCAAACUUGAAGGAGGAAUCGGAUUGGCUGAAAUCUGCUGGUGAUGUCAGAGAAAAGGUCCGGAUGAAGAAAUAAAGGGCCAUCCCUCUAAAGGCACUGGGUUGUAUAUAACAAACGUUAAAAAAAGAAAUGAAUAUUGAGUUUUUGUUUAUGAUUUUCUACUGUGUAACUAUAACUGUUUGCCUCCUUGUACCUACAAACCUGCUGUCGUGCUAUUAAUCCACAAUGUUUUACGUUUUUAAUGUUUAUAUUGCUCAAAGCUUCUCAGUCAGACUGCUGUUUGGUUAACUAAAUGCCAAAACGUAGCUUUAUCAUCCAACAAAAAAUAUUAUCGUGUGGAAAUUGUUAUAGUGUAGGAUGCAUUGUGUAUACUUCAUGAAUUUCAAUAUAAAGAUAUCAACACAAAA